GCGAUGUUGCUGCGAACCUUGGCUUCGAACUGCUACAAUAUGAUUAAUGGAUACCAGGGGCUUUAGAAGUCAACCAGUCUUGCCCUAUAGGAUUAUAAAUUCUUGUUUGGAGCUACACUUACAUUUCAAUCUUCAACAUUUCCAUUUUCCACCAAGUUAUUCUGCAUUCAACAAGUCAUGAGAACACCAACUAGAACUGUUCUUGUGAUUCUAUUUACUCUUCUUUUCAUAGAAAGAUUCGGAGUUGGGCUGCAGCAGAAUGGAGACUCAUAUGUAAGCUGCAUCGAGAGUGAAAUAAAUGCUCUCAUCAAGUUCAGGGGUUCCCUAAUAGAUAAUUCCAACCAUUUGUCAUCGUGGGAUGGAGAAGACUGCUGUACGUGGACAGGAGUGAGUUGCAGUAAUAGAACAGGCAAGGUUGUGAAGCUUGAUCUACAUAAUAUGCACUUGCAAGGUCAGAUAAAUCCUUCUAUACUCAACUUGAGUCAUUUGCAUUAUAUAGACUUGAGUAAUAAUGAUUUUUCAGGAACCCAAAUUCUGAAAUUCUUAGGCUCCCUUACGAAUCUGAGGCACCUUAAUCUCUCGAAUGCUGCUUUAGGGGGAAAGAUUCCCCGUCAAUUUGGAAACCUCUCCAGCUUGCAAUAUCUCGAUCUUCACAUGAACUCUUUUGAUGGUCCAAUUCCUGAUACUCUUGAAAGAUUGUCCUCUCUUGAAAUCCUUGAUUUAUCUUCAAAUAGUUUUCUAGGUUCAAUUCCAAGUGAAAUGGGAAAUGCCACACGGCUUACUUUCCUUGACCUCUCUAACAAUGAGUUAGAAGGUGAAGUACCACGCACUUUGAUGAAUCUCUGCAACUUGCACAUCUUUGAUUUGUCCAAUAACAAAUUCAGGGGAAAUAUUCCAAUUCUGGGGGGAAAUACAUCCACUUGCCUCAGAAGUAAAUUAAAGGAGUUGCGUCUUGGAUCAAAUCAGUUUAGUGGUUUUUUGCCAAAUCAGUUAGGUGAAUUUGAGAAUCUAGAGUAUCUUCUUCUUUAUUCCAACUCAUUUAGUGGUCCAAUCCCAGCGUCACUUGGAAGACUAUCAUCAUUGAAAUGGUUAGAUUUUAGUGAUAAUCAGUUAAAUGGAAACAUUCCUACGAGUGUUGGACAACUUUCAAAGCUACUGAGGUUAGACAUCUCUAGCAAUUCUUUAGAUGGUGUGGUAUCAGAAUCUCACUUUUCCAAUCUCAUCAACUUAAAUGAAUUGUCCAUGUCUUCAAACUUGUUGGCUGUGGAUGUGAGCACCCAAUGGAUUCCUCCUUUUCAACUAAAAUAUAUCAAAAUGGCAUCCUGCAAACUCGGACAACAAUUUCCUGCUUGGCUACGAACACAAAGUAAUGUUGAGGAGUUGAUCAUUUCUAAUGCAGGCAUCUCGGAUACCAUCCCGGAUUGGUUUGAGAAUGUGUAUUCUCAUACUAACUAUUUGGAUAUAUCCCACAACCAGAUCAUUGGAGAAGUGCCGAAAUUUCUAGAGUCUAAUGGUACCAAUAGGGAGUUAAUUUUGAAUUCUAACAAAUUUGAGGGGCGGUUAACACUGUUCCCUUCAAAUGUUGUUUUGUUAGAUCUCUCCAACAAUUCACUUUCAGGGUAUAUUCCUCAAAUUGAUAACAGGAAUGUCAGAUUGGAAAUUCUUACUCUCUCAAAUAACCAAUUGAGUGGUGGCAUUCCGACAUAUUUGUGCAAGAUAACAACCAUGCGAUUUAUUGAUCUCUCAAAAAAUAAAUUAUCAGGGAAACUUCCUUGGUGCAUGGGAGACUUGUAUCGACUAGAGGUGCUUGAUCUGUCGAAUAACAGUCUAUAUGGUGAAAUGCCUAGUUCUUUGGGUUCCCUGCAGCAACUUAAUUCUUUACACUUGCGCGGCAACAAGUUCCACGGAGAGCUCCCUUUGUCUCUACAGAAUUUGGCAUAUCUGCACAUUCUCGAUCUAAGUGAAAAUGGGUUCACUGAUAUCAUACCUCCAUGGAUUGGAGAAAAGCUCAGUUACCUAAAAUUUUUGAAUCUUAAAUCGAAUAACUUUUAUGGUGAUAUUUCUGCACUCUGCAAUCUCUUCAAUCUUCAACUGUUAAACUUGGCGCACAAUAAUAUCACUGGGGAUAUUCCGCCUUGUUUUGGUAGCUUCACUGCCAUGGUUUUUGAUCACAGACUAGAGGAAUAUGAGGAAUAUGGUGUGGAUAUAAAUUACAGAGAAAGCAUAUUAGACUCUAUGAAAGGAAGAGAAUUUGAAUUUACCAAAAUCCUCUCACUUCUCACAUCCAUAGAUCUUUCAAAUAAUCAUUUAGUUGGGAACAUUCCAGAAGAGUUGAUGAAUCUUUCUGGGUUGGUGAGUUUAAAUGUAGCUGGAAAUCAUCUUAAAGGAAGGAUUCCGGAGAAUAUUGGCCGUUUGGAACAAUUGCAAUCUCUUGAUUUGUCCAGAAAUGAACUUUCCGGUUCAAUUCCUCAAAGCUUGUCUGCUUUGUACUAUCUAAGCCGCUUAAACCUGUCAUGUAAUAAUUUAUCAGGGAGGAUACCAACAGGAUAUCAACUGCAAACCCUUGAAGAUGCAUCUAUAUACAUGGGCAACAAUGGACUUUGUGGACCACCACCCUUGAAGAGUUGCUCAGUUGAUGAAUUGUCUAAUGCUCAUGAGCCUGUUCACGAGAGUAAAGGUGGAGAUGAGUCGGAAAUUCUGUGGUUCUAUGCAGGAAUCGGACCUGGUUUCUUGGUUGGCUUCUUAGGAGUUUGCGGCAUUUUGCAUUUCAAAAGAUCUUGGAGGUAUGCAUACUUCCAGCUUGUGGAGAACAUGUACAACAAAUUAUCAUUGACAAUUGCAUUGAAGACAGCUUGGGUGCGGAGAAAGUUCGGAAAAGAUAAUUUUGGAAAAUAAAUUUCAUGCUAAAAUGACAUGCAGCUAUGCUUCUCCAUUGUGGAACUGGUUUAUGCAACUGUGUAAUUGGGAGGGACUGCGCGCAGCAUCUACGGACCUUUCGUGCAGUUACUCAGUGGUUCAUCUCCGAUUCAGUGUCUUCUUCUAUGGAGAGCUAGAGCAGGAUUACUAGAUGCUUCUACAUUACUAUUUUUAGUGUUUACGGUCUGAAAGGAAUAACAGAUUACAUGGUGGUCUUCCGACUCCUGUUAAUCAGUUAGCUAUGGAAUACUGCACUGCACAGAAGGGUUGUCUUCUAUGGGACUCUCCUUAGCUGAUUUGAAUGUGUUGUUUUAGCUUUACUUCUUUUUAUUCAGUGUGUUUCUUCUAGCCUGGGGUAUAAUGUUAGAAUAGUUUUCUUAGUGGUUUUUGAUCCCUUUUCCCUUUGUACUUUAUUGUUUUAUAUGAAUUAAUAAAAUCAGCAACAUUCCCGGGGAAAAAAAAAAAAAAUCUAAUUCCAAAAUGCCGAUUCAGAUUACAUGGUGGAGCUAACAGUCAGCUAUGAUUUUUGAGCUGUAAAGAGGAUCAGUGGAAUAAAGGACGUCCUCGUCCUGGAUAAUAAAGUUGGACGAUGCUGAACAGUUUUGGUUAUUUCAUGGAGUUCUUAUUAUGCUAUAUCAAUUGAGUUUUUUAUCCAAUAUGUAGUUCUGCAAUUUAUUAGUCUAGAAUUAGUCGUAGACUGCGGAUAGUCGGAGGAAAACAGUGAAUCGAAAGCUAAUUUUUUUUUUUUUUUUUUUUUAUCAAUUGAGUUUUUAUCCAAUAUGUAGUUCUGCAAUUUAUUAGUCUAGAAUUAGUCGUAGACUCGCGGAUAGUAGGAGGAAAACAGUGAAUCGAAAGCUUAUUUAUUUUAUUUUUUUACACAAAAUGACUGUUCUCAAACUCGAAAUGUUGAUAGCUGGACAAUGAUCAUCAACUCAAAAACUGCAACCUAUUUUCUAUCAUGCAUCUUCUUACAU
Molecule: messenger RNA, 3890 nt
Organism: Cornus florida
Lineage: Eukaryota; Viridiplantae; Streptophyta; Magnoliopsida; Cornales; Cornaceae
Product: receptor-like protein EIX2
Exons: 2
Coding region: 178-2895 (905 amino acids)
Cellular component (GO): plasma membrane
Molecular function (GO): protein binding
Source: RefSeq, a predicted model, not a curated record